CUGCUACAUUGUCCCUCUGAUUGGGAGCGGGGGCGCGCAUGUGUUGUUCUCAGCCUGGGAAAGCGCGCCCCCGUGCAGGGAAGCAGCUAGGGGACUCACACAGUCACUGACAGCAGCCGCUUGAUCAUGGGAUCCUGAUUCUGAAACAACGGACCCCCACUCGUAGAAGUCACUGCAGGUUCUGUCGGCAGAAGUCUAUUAUCAGUAAAAUUGCUGAGGAUUUUACGCUUGGAUCGCUGAGGCGUCAACAAUGAAGCACUUCAUGAAAAUGGUGGUUCAGGUGUGGCUGUACUUCUACUGCAUUUGUCUGUGGCGUUGCCUAAAGUUUAUUUUGAGGAAGCUGACUGGACGCUGCGAGUUGCAGAGAAUCUGCUGCAAGAACAAGCCUGGCGCCGGGCGGACAUUAAAAAUAGAGUCAUCUUUGAAGUCAUCCAAAAGCAAGCUCUUGCAGAGUGCAGUGGGUGUACAUCCUGAUGCAAUUGAAAAAACCGUAGAAGACAUCCUUACGCUGAAAAAAGUCAAUCUAGACACCAAUCCACAGUUGGCAGUGUCCCUUCAAGCUUGCCUUCUGCAGAUUAUUGGGUACAGGAACCUGACCCUGGAGGUGGAGAAACUGCGCCGGGAGGCGUAUGAUUCCGAUAACCCUCAACACGAAGAGAUGCUGAUCAAGCUGUGGAAAAUGCUGAAACCUAGUGUUCCGUUGGAAGCACGGGUCUCUAAGCAGUGGUGUGAAAUUGGUUUCCAAGGCGAUGACCCAAAAACAGAUUUUAGAGGAAUGGGUCUCCUGGGACUAUACAAUUUGGCAUACUUUGCAGAGAAAGACACUACUUCUGCUCUUCAGAUAUUGUCCGAUUCCCUUCAGCCGAAGUGCAGGGAUGUCAGUAAAGAGGACUUCAGUAAAAUCAGUAAAAUGGAAUGGGAGAUGAAAAAGUUUGACAAGGCGAUCGGUUACUCUUUUGCCAUUGUUGGGAUUAACAUCACCGAUCUGGCCUACAACCUGUUGAUAAGUGGAGCCCUGAAGACCCAUCUGUACAACGUAGCCCCGGAAGCUCCAUCCUUGCAUCAUUUCCAGCAAACAUUCUGCUUCCUCAUGCACGAGUUUCAUAAAUUUUGGAUUGAAGAAGAUCCCGUGGACAUAAUGGAGUUUAAUCGCGUGCGCAACAAGUUUCACAAGCGUAUCUUGAAGCAGCUCCAGAAGACGGACAUGGCGCUGUGUCCCCACUUUGCAGCCUCGGAAAGCCUGGUCAACGUGUAGUCACCUGCAUUCUACCAUUCCACAUCACUGCCUCACUAUUGUGUUCAUGCUCAUGAUGGCCGUGCUGUAUGACCACAGCGAUUGUAUGCAUGCUUUUUUGGUAAAGUACUCAUCUCUGUUUUUAUUAUAAAACAAAUCCCCUGGCUUUCACGCGCCACUGGGAUUUCCUCAUUCGAUGGUUGCGCAUAUUGCGAAUACGCAGUGUUAUAUUUUCAUCUGACAUAAGAGUUUUCUAUUUUUUUAGAUAUUAUUUUUUUUCUCAUAGUUAAGCAUUGCAGAGUUGUACUGUAUUUGUCAAGUUCUGGUUGGUGUCCGAGCAAGCCAAGCCUUGUACUAUAAGCAUUUUAUGAUCCCUAAUAUUUCUACUGGCCAGAUGCUACGUUUACAUGAUUGAAAGGUCUUAAACCAGUAUACUGUAUAUACAUUGCUUCAGUGCAAUGAACCAGUCUGGAUAUAGCUUUUUGGUGUGUCAUAUACUCUAUGUAUGUAUGUAUGUAUGUAUAUAUAUAUAUAUAUAUAUAUAUAUAUACAUACACACACACACACAAAUACAUAGAGGUCCUAAGUAUUAAAGCACUAAACUCAUCAUUUUUUUUAGAGAUUAUAAAGGAACUUGCGUGUGAUUUAUAAAUUGGGGAACCGUUAAGCUCAUCCUUGGAUGAUGAUGAUAGCCGUACCUACCCGUAACCCUAAAUUGGACAAGCUGAUGGUCAAAAAUGAUUAUAGCGCACUGCACCUACAGUACUUCCAAUAGUUGUUGGAGGCUACUUUUGACUGUUUCUAUAUAAUCCCCCUUUCUAGAAAUAAUCCUGCCGUAAACCAAGAUAGCAAAUAAUGCCUUUUGUUCUCUGUGAGGAAUCACAUUUCGCAUUGAAAGGAAGAGUGGGAAAUAGGAUACUGAAGGCAAAGACAUAGUCUGCAGGCUGGUACUCCUGUAAACUUAAUGAGGCAAUGGAACUCGUGCUCAGAGUAAUUUUAUAGUACAAACGAGACCCAUUUGUGUCACACAUUGGCUAAUAUAACAAAAAAAGCUUUACACACAGAGAACUGGAAUGUACUAAAAUCCAAAAUGUCCCCACACUAUCGUUUAAAUUUAGCCACCAGUUAAGGUAACCAAGUCAUGUUUAACCAAUGGAAAUGGUGGCUUUAUACAAGGCAGGUAGAAUCCCUGUGGGCGUUCUAUUACACGCCCUCUUCCCCACCCUCAACACACUGGGAGUUUGGCAUAGGGCUGUGACAGCAAAGCCCAGCGCCACACUACCACCCUUCACUAACAUGGAGGCCCAACUGCCAGCUGCUGCUCGUCUGUGUCUGAAGCUGGCACCAAUUAGGGGAGGUGUACCAGCCCUUUGAAUUAAAUAAAGACGUUGCCCACCGCAAACCAGCUUCUAGCUAUCAUUUAUUUGGUAUAGUUUUUAAAAAUUACAGAUUUUUAGAUUUCUAAAAACAGAAUUAUAAAAAAUUAUUUAUUAAUACUGCAAAUAGCAAAUAAAAAAUGUGACCAAUCAGAGCUAAAGACUGUAGCAAUAUGUAAUGCCAUAUCACAAUAUGUUACUCGUGUAAUAUGUACCUGACCCUUUUCUGAAUGAAUAAUCUAUUUUAUCAGAGAACAAAUUCUUCGUUCGUAAACUUUGAUGCAAAGCAAGAUAUAUAUUUUACAAACAAACAUUUGUACGGAUAAUUGACUACUACUGGAUAUUUGCAUAUUUCAGACAAAUAUUUAUCCUAUUUUUGAACGCUGCAGAAUAUUCCCUCUGCAAGAAUAUUGUAAUUAAAGUCAGUAUUUAGAACUCAUUUAUUUGGGAGUUAUGUUGCAAGGUACGCUGAUUGAGAUAUAUAUCUGUGCUGUGCAGAAUAAAAAGGGAGACUUAUAAAAGCUUGUAGAAAGACAAACUGGAUAGAGAUAAAAUACCAACCAAUCAGCUCCGAUCUGUCAUUUUUCAAACCCAGCUUGUAAAAUGACAGAAACUGCCAAUUUAUCUUUCUCCAAACUUUAGCAAAUCUCCUCCAAAGUCCUUUCAGAACCUGUCUAAAAUCAAUACUGCAGUGGAAAUAACAGUCUAUUAAAUAUUGUAGAAAGAUAUUUACUGCUGGCCGAUUUUCUGCUGGCGGAAGAGUAAAGUCACGGAGGCUCAUUCAUGUCUGUGAGAAUUGUCAACACUAUUUUGGGCCUCAUUGCUUGCCAUCUUCACAGAACAUCUGUCAUUUUGAUGGUUCAGGAUGGACAACAUUUUUGGAAACAACUUAUGGCCCCCAUACAUUACCGCCUGUGAUGCCCUGAUUCCCCAACCCACUAGCACUGCCGAUUGACAGCCAUCUGGAAAACUAAACAUGUUAAAAAAGAUUUUUAAACAUGUUUAAUAUUCCUGAUCCCAGCACUGGCCGUCAGGGGGAUCGGGGCUUUGCCCCAAUGCAUGCAAAAUAAAUGGGGAGAAACUGUUGAGUAGAAAGAAGGCAAUCUCCACUUUACAGAUUGGUUAUAGCUGGAAUAACCAAAACUGUAUUUCUGUCUGGGUUAAAUGAUCUGAUUAAUAAAAAAUAAAAUUAACAAAAUAUUCAAAUUUGCUGUAACCCAUUUUUUUAUUUUUUAGUGCUGUUUUUGAAAACUAAAGCAAACAGUUGCAUACUUUGCAAUAUUUUAUAAAUAGGAAAACAUGAUUUAUAUAUCUCCAACCUAACCGACCAUGACCCCAUUUUACUUAAGCCACAUCCACAUCUAGAAAGGCUAUGCCCAUUUUGGGUUCCGACAAUUUAGAGGCUAUCCUUCAAAAGUGGGACUGUUGGAAGGAUGUAUGGUAUUAGUUGCUAUGGGUAACACCAUAUUGGUGCCCGUAGCACCAUUUUAUGAAACCCCGUACGCUCUUUUCUAAUGCUAUAUCGUUGUCACAAAAAGGCCACACUACUGUACAUGAAUGGGACAACGUGACUUUACCGUUCGUUAGUAUAAAAGUCAGAAGGUCAGAGGCAUCACGUAUGCGAAGAUCAUUCUUUCUAUAAUAUUAACAUAUCUCCCAACAUGACCCAUUCCAAGAGGGACACAAUGUUCUGUUCCUGCACUUCCCUCUUUAUUAUUGCCCACACCUGUGUUGAACUAGUGCAUUAAUAAGAAAGAUGUUUCACCAAAGGUGGCGCCAAUCAUAAAUGAAUAGGGAAGUUCAGGAACAGAGCAUUUUGUCCCUCCUGGUAUGGAAUCAUGGGGGUAAUUCCAAGUUGAUCGCAGCAGGAAAUUUUUUAGCAGUUGGGCAAAACCAUGAGCACUGCAGGGGUGGCAGAUAUAACAUGUGCAGAGAGAGAUAGAUUUGGGUGUGGUGAGUUCAAUCUGCAAUCUAAAUUGCAGUGUAAACGUAAAGCAGCCAGUAUUUACCCUGCACAGAAACAAAAUAACCCACCCAAAUCUAACUCUCUCUGCAAAUGUUAUAUCUGCCUCCCCUGCAGUGCACAUGGUUUUGCCCAACUGCUAAAAAAUUUCCUGCUGCGAUCAACUUGGAAUUACCCCCCAUGUUAGGAGGUAUGUAUUAACCAGAUAAUAUUGAACUGUUUUAAUAAUCAUGAUACCACACUGUAUGGAACUAGAAAUAUUAAACUAUGACCUAAACAGACAGGGACUGACAAUGCUGAGGUCUCCUUGACUUAGAGAACUGGUUGGGUUUUACUCAUAGUCAUGCUUUUUUACUGAAUGUUGCGUCACUUUUGAAUAUGCCGUCAUUCUGCAGUGUGUAAUCUCAUUUACUAGAAUUCAUUUUUUGAAUUUCAGGCUUCUGAUUGUGAAAUCACUUGAAUAAAAUUUCAUGACAUUCCAGGAAAAAAAAA
Molecule: messenger RNA, 5065 nt
Organism: Pseudophryne corroboree (corroboree frog)
Lineage: Eukaryota; Metazoa; Chordata; Amphibia; Anura; Myobatrachidae
Gene: ELMOD1
Product: ELMO domain containing 1
Exons: 12
Coding region: 251-1255 (334 amino acids)
Molecular function (GO): GTPase activator activity
Source: RefSeq, a predicted model, not a curated record